Messenger RNA from Linepithema humile (Argentine ant), 1789 nucleotides. Its product is annotated as prostaglandin reductase 1-like. Gene Ontology annotation, biological process: prostaglandin metabolic process. The record is from RefSeq and is a predicted model, not a curated record. Lineage: Eukaryota; Metazoa; Arthropoda; Insecta; Hymenoptera; Formicidae. Gene Ontology annotation, cellular component: cytoplasm. Gene Ontology annotation, molecular function: 2-alkenal reductase [NAD(P)H] activity; 15-oxoprostaglandin 13-reductase [NAD(P)+] activity.
AAGAUGAUCAUGAAGAAUGCGACUAAAGCAGUAGAGCGCGAACUAUGAUCGUGUACUUAUCUUUAUCAUUGCCAUCUAACCUCAUCGUGAUUUAGCAUCUGGCUGUGGCAAAAUUACGACGAAGAAUUUGAACUUGACAUAUUCCUUAAGUUUUCAACGUAAUUACGCGAGAUGGUGAAAGCAAGGAAAUACGUGCUGGUGAAGCAUUUCACGGACAAGCCGAAGCCGACGGACUUAAAGUUGGUAGAGGAAGAGUUGCCUGCUUUGAAGAAUGGAGAAUAUCUUGUGGAAGCUGAGUACCUUUCCGUGGACCCAUAUAUGAGAGUAUACACGCAAAGGUGUCCAGUAGGAAUAACAAUGAUCGGUACUCAGGUUGCUAAAAUCAUCGAAUCCAAGAAUCCGGACUACCCAGUUGGCAAGAGAAUUGUUGGAUCUUUGGGCUGGAGAACUCAUACAAUUGUCAAUCCUGAGGCCGGCGAAGUCGACAAGGGGACGCUUUCACCGUAUAUUUUGCCGGACAUAGGCGAUCUACCAUCGUCUCUCGGCAUAGGCAUGUUGGGAAUGCCAGGCAAUACUGCCUACUUUGGUUUGAUGGAGAUAUGUCAGCCAAAAUCUGGCGAAACGAUCGUUAUCAGCGGUGCAGCCGGCGCAGUCGGUUCUCACGUAGGACAGAUUGCUAAGAGUCUGGGUCUGACUGUCAUCGGCAUAUGUGGUUCCGACGAUAAAUCCAAAUGGCUCACCGAGGAGUUAGGUUUCGACGCCGUUAUCAAUUACAAAACUACGUCAGUCGCGACUAGUCUACGCAAAGCCGCUCCGCAAGGCGUCGAUUGCUAUUUCGACAAUGUUGGUGGAGAUAUUUCGAGCACAGUUCUUUAUCAGAUGAAGCCAUUCGGUCGAAUAUCUGUGUGUGGCAGCAUUUCGUCGUACGAUUCUGAUGCGUCGUCCUCUCCGAAGUGCACGCUUCUGCAACCUGCAAUAAUAUUUAAUCAAUUAAAAAUGGAAGGUUUCAUCGUUCGGCGAUGGCAGGAUCGUUGGUUCGAAGGAAUCCAACAAAAUUUACAGUGGAUCCGCGAGGGCAAGCUCCAUUAUCACGAGACUGUAACCAAGGGCUUCGAUAACAUGUUCGAUGCGUUUGUCGGCAUGCUGCAGGGUCAGAAUGUUGGCAAGGCAAUCGUCAAGGUGUAAAAUCGAGGUCGUGCAUGUAGCUAGACUUGCUAUAAAUAUUUACACAUUUGUGAUAACAUGAUAAAGUUUCUAUAUUUUUGAUGUAAAAAUUUAUCACCUUUACAUUUUAUUUUCUACGAUAUUUCAAAAGUAUUUUUGAUACAUUAUAUAAUCUAAUCUUAUUAUAAGCAUUUAAACGACAUUUAAAAGUAAAUAAUGUAUCAGAAUUUAUGGAAUACGUGCACCAUGCUCGAUAUAAAACUUUAAAUAGGGAGGUUUUAAUACAUUGAAUUAAAAAUACCUAAUAUUGAGUUACUUAAUGAAUUUUGUAAAGUCAUUUUCUAUGGAUGGGGAUAUAGCAGUACACUAAUGACGCUAAUAAAGUGCUAAUACGCGGUAUAGAAUAUAUAGAAACACCAUACUUUAUAUGUUUCUCCUUAUGCUCCACUUUAUAUGUUCCUGUAACAAUAAGAGAGAGCCUGACAAAAAUAUCAAAUAUAAAAUGAACAUUGUACUAUAGAAAUAAUGACUUCAUCGAAGAUAUUAAACAAAUUGUAAUAUAUUCGCAUUUGUUAGAGCAAUAAAGAAAUUUUCUUUUAAUAAAUAAUAACAGAGCAAGAACUUA